CGGGAAGGCGGGAGUCCCGCCGAGUCUCUCGGGCACCCAGCACUCCAGGGGAAGGAGCGGCGAUGAGGGACACGGUUUCUGCCGACUGGAUUCGAACUGACGCUGGGGAAACCAUAGCAACCGCGGCAUUCCGGAAAUUAUGGGUCCCACGCAGCAGCAGGUGGAGAGCAGGCUCGGCGAGCUCCUGAAAUGCCGGCAUUCCGCGCCGACCCCGCAGCACCCGCGGGCACAGCCGCCAGGCCCCUGGCCUCUGUCGAGGAUGCUCCUCUUUAUUUUAGUGCCCCUCUCAACUGAGGAGGAACCCCGCGCGGCGGUGGGGCACCUGAGCCCAGGAUGGCGAGCAGGCCGGCGGGACCGCGAGUGCCUGGCGGAGUGGCACGUGCAGCCCAGGACUCCCGGCUCCCACCUCCUGCUCCCAGGGCCGAGGCUCGUGUUCAAUCGGGUGAAUGGCCGCCGGCCGCCUGCCAUGUCCCCGUCCCUCGAGGGAACCCAGGAGCCCUACACAUUGGCCCACGAGGAGAACGUCCGAUUUGUGUCAGAAGCCUGGCAGCAAGUGGAGCAGCAGCUGGGUGGUGGCCCGGCCGGUGAGAGCGGGCCGAGGCCUGUGCAGUACGUGGAGAGGACCCCCAACCCCCGGCUGCAGAACUUCGUGCCCAUUGACCUGGACGAGUGGUGGGCACAGCAGUUCCUGGCCAGGAUCACCAACUGCUCCUAGCCACAGCUUUGGAAGGAAGGCUGUCUUGUGCAGGGCCCGGCCCUGCCCCACGCUGGACCCUCUGCCAGGAGAGGACCACGGCGCCCUGUCCACCAGCUGUGGCAGGCCGUGCUUCACCCUGGGCCUGGCCAGGCGCCGGCCACACCUGAAGUGCCAGCAUUUGGACUUUUGCCCCUGCUGACCCUUUGGCCCAGCUGUUCCAGGCUGCCGGGGGCCAGGGGUUGAAACUGUCUGACCUCAGUCCUGCUCACUGUGCCCGGGGACCAGCCCGUGGGGCUGGCAGGGAGGAGCUCCAGGCUAAUAAAGUUGAGAAACUGC
Molecule: messenger RNA, 1033 nt
Organism: Capra hircus (goat)
Lineage: Eukaryota; Metazoa; Chordata; Mammalia; Artiodactyla; Bovidae
Gene: MCRIP2
Product: MAPK regulated corepressor interacting protein 2
Exons: 6
Coding region: 140-715 (191 amino acids)
Source: RefSeq, a predicted model, not a curated record